Molecule: messenger RNA, 4013 nt
Organism: Apus apus (common swift)
Lineage: Eukaryota; Metazoa; Chordata; Aves; Apodiformes; Apodidae
Gene: HEYL
Product: hes related family bHLH transcription factor with YRPW motif like
Exons: 5
Coding region: 342-1322 (326 amino acids)
Biological process (GO): Notch signaling pathway; anterior/posterior pattern specification; regulation of transcription by RNA polymerase II
Cellular component (GO): nucleus
Molecular function (GO): DNA-binding transcription factor activity, RNA polymerase II-specific; protein dimerization activity; RNA polymerase II cis-regulatory region sequence-specific DNA binding
Source: RefSeq, a predicted model, not a curated record
GGAACCUGGGAGCGCCGGCGCGGCCGCGUAAUCCGUCACUCCCGGGAGAUGUCUCAUUAACCCAUUAACCAGGGAGGUUGGGGACGUGCUGGGAGGAGAGCGAAGGGAGAAGCCGGGGGUGUGAAAGGCAGAGCGCGGGCAGGGGAGGAGCCGUGCAGGCAGGCACUGGGGCCAGCUCCGCCGGGCAGCCCGGACACCGACAGCACUUCCCCGAGGACGGUGGGGAAGGGACAGCGGUGGCCUCCGGGGACCAGGCGUGGGGCAACCGAGCCGAGCCCACCCCACCGGAUUCUCCCCCAGGGCCCCCGCGGGGACGCGGCCGCCCGGCACCGGCAGCGAGGAUGAAGCGGCUGUGCGAGGAGAGCUCCUCCGACACCGAGUCGGAUGGCACCAUCGACGUGGGCCGGGAGGACGAGUACAGCCAUGUUUCCAGGUCUGUGUCUCCCACUACAACCUCUCAGAUCCAAGCCAGGAAGAAGCGGAGAGGGAUCAUUGAGAAGCGGCGCCGGGACCGUAUCAACAGCAGCCUCUCCGAGCUGCGGCGCCUGGUGCCCACCGCCUUCGAGAAGCAGGGCUCUUCCAAGCUGGAGAAGGCAGAAAUUCUACAGAUGACAGUGGAUCAUUUAAAAAUGCUUCACGCCACUGGAGGAACAGGCUUCUUAGAUGCUCGAGCUCUGGCUGUGGAUUACAGGAGUAUUGGCUUCCGCGAAUGUCUCACUGAAGUUGUCAGGUACCUGGGCAUCCUCGAGGGCCAAAAUGCUGCUGACCCCAUCCGGCUGCGACUCCUCUCCCACCUGAAUAAUUACGUGGCUGAAAUGGAGCCUUCGCCUGUGGCCACUUCCCUCCUGCCCAUCCAGACGUGGCCGUGGUCCUUCCUCCACAGCGCUGCCGGCCCCGUGCAGAUCCCCCGGAGGGAGGCUGCUCCAGCUCCGGUUGUUUUGACUGCAUCUUCCCUGGCUUACCCAAGCCCUGCUGUCAGGCCAGCCCCACUCCGCCGCGUUCCCAGCGACAUGCUGCCGUCCCGCCGGAGCUUCCUGGCCAGCAGGAUGGGCUCUUCCAGCCGGAGGGCCCGAGGCGCAGGCUCCUCUGCAGCCGUGGCAGCCGUGCCCAGGAUGCCGUCACCAGCGGGGGUCUUGAGGGAAGGUUCAUCCAAGAGCAGCCAGAUCACCACGUUCCUCUUCUCACCAGCCGCAGCCGGUGUCCCUGUUCCUCCGGCUUACACGGCACCUCCCGCCUUGGGCGCUGCCGCGCAGGGACCCGGGAUCAGGGUUGGGACAUCCAGGAUCUGCCGCUCCUGGGCGACUGAAAUCGGGGCUUUUUGACCCUUCCCUCCCCUUCGGAGACAGGAAUUCUUCAGCACUCGUUGCCCGCAGGCCUAAGAACAAACUCAGCUGAAAAGGCAUCUUUCCUGCUUUGCAGAAGCCAAGGAUCCAUCAAGAAAAUUCUCCUCACUCUUCCCUCCUCCUCGCGCCGCCCUCCUUGCCCACCAUCACACGUCCUCUCCCCCGUGAUGCCUGCAAACAUAAAUCACAUCCAAUUUGAUGCACUUGUCUGCACGUGGCCAUACCCCAGACCCUUCUGGCUACGAGGGAGGGGGCACACGCAGAUCCCAACCCUGCCCCUCCUCCAGCAAACCCCUCUGCGGAGCCCAGCAUCGCUCUCCUUUGGAAAACAGCCAGUCUUGAAAUACUGACUUAUUUCCUUGGGGACUCAAGAGCUGCCAGACAGAGACCUGCUGAUGCUGGUUCCCUGUGAUGUGUUCCCAAGCUGCAGCACUGAAUUUUGGUGUGGUGGGAAUGGAUCCAGCUUGCCCCCCUCCCCAGCACUGCUGGCACCCGGCAAGGCAGGCUAGAGCCCCCCCAGCUCCCUCAGCAAACUGGCUGCCUGCUAAUCCCCCUGCUUUCCUCGCUGCAUUACCAGCUUUACCCACUUCUGUGCCCUUAAGGUGGAAUGAGGCAACAGCUCAGCAGAGCUGGUUCCCACAGCCCAGCUGAAGUCCUGCCGUGUCCGCGGGGCCUGUGCCGGGUCCCUGCACAAACCCUGCUGGAGCAGCUGGCCGGGCUGCCUGGGUGGAGGGGGAUUUCUGCAGCCCCUGCUCCACACCGAGGUGUGAAGAGGCCAGACAGAGGAUUUCAAAGGGAUGUCUGUCAUGGAGGGGAAGGCUCUGACAGCCAGAGUGAGAAGAAAAGGCCUUUCCUUCUGCCAGUCUCCCUGCUGGAGCCGUCUCCUCCAUCCCCUGCUGAACAGUCGUGCCUGCAAAGGGGGCAAAUGGGUCAGACCAGCCUGCAAUUGAAGUGCCUCCCUUGUUCUGUCUUAGCCCUGCAUCCCUCACCCUCUCCUCCCACAAUGUCUCUGGUUUCUUUCUUCAGCACCAUGUUUUGGUCUCACGUUGCUCAUCCCUCUCCCUGGGCUGGGACCAAAAACCACUGAGGUCUCACCGCAGACCUUGGCAAGCUCUGGAUCUGCACUUGUCCUGGUUCCCAAAAGCCUCUUCUGCCUUGGCCUAUGUGUUCCUAGAUAACUGCCACAGCAGAUAGGCCUCUGCUUCUCCACUGUCCUCCUCUCUUCUCUGGGCAGAAAGGAACAGAAAUCUGAAGCUCUUGAGCCCCCCUGCUCCUGUGCCACGUCCCUAACCCCCACGGUGGCCAAGGCAGGGUCUCCCAGGGCUCCCCCUCGUCUGAACAACCCCUGCUCCCUGCAUCUGUGCCUUGACUUACUGGGAUACACAUGCAGAAUAGCCUGGACCCAGUUGCAUGCCCACCCCAAGGAGUCUUGCCCACCUCUGCAGCACUGUGACAGGAAAAAAGUGUGGAAAGGUCAGUGCAAAGAAAGGUAAAAAAGAGGGAGAAGAUUUCCCUUGAAUGGGAGAGGCUCUUCCCAUGCCUCAGGUCAAAGGCGCAGCUGGUUAGACCGUGUGGAUGAGCUGGUGUUUGCAUCCCUACAGAUCCUAUCUGCCAUCUGCAUCUCCACGUAUGUAUCUGAUGCUGUUUUGGAAGCGAGUCCCUUCCGGUUGUUUUGAUGAACGUCAUGGCACUUAACAUGCAGAAAUGCCUUCGCUACUUCUCCUCACCCUUGUCCCCAAGUGCCACGAUCAGCCAGGAACACCAUCUUCCCUUUUAAUCAAGUCAGAGGGGGUCCUCAUGGCCCCUGGUUGUUCUGCAGCUGGUCAGCACGCUAGAGCUCACAGCAAGUAGCCCGGCCUCACUUGACACUGUGCAGAGCUGUUAGAUUCACAAGCUGUGACAUCCAGCAAAGGUGUCAAAUAAAGUCUUUUGAACCCCUGUCCUGGCUGUGGAAUGUAGCGUUAAUGUGAAUCUGUUCUGCUUGUCCAGCCUGCUUGGACAACUGCUAGUUUUGCAGCAGGUGAGCUUUUAUUCCUGAAAAGCCUCAAAACGGGUAAGAUGUAGCUUGUAAAGUAACAUCCCUGCUGGUUGUUUUAUAGCUGCCCUUCCUGGUAACCUCUGGUCCCAUGACUUUUUACUUUGUAAACCACCAGGCGAGUCAAAAUCAGGCAGACAGUCAGCAAGGCUUGCCCUGAGACUGGCAGGACAUCCAUGGCAUGAGAACAAACCAUUUCAUUUAGCUACCAGCGUCCACAAAAAUGUCAGGGAACAAACAGGGUCCAGCAGAGCUUUGCAGCCAGACUCUGAGGGCUCGCCUCGGUCUCCUGACCCUUUGCAAGCAGGACCAGAAUAACCCCUGCUGCUUCUUGCUGUCGGGAAACACUUUGGAAUAAACAAAGAGCCACAGCUGAGAGCUUGUCUCUGUUCUGGGGAAAAGGACCAAUAAAUGAUUCCUGCUCGUGAAAGAUGCUGGGAGAAUUUUCUGGGGAAUGGUGGGAAUUCAACUUCCUUUCCCAUAACUCCUCCUCGCUCCAAAAUGCCUUUCAAAACCGCCAAUAAAUCCCUGCCUUGAGUGCUGUGUUGGGAAUUGCUGGAAGGGAGCAACUGCAGCUGUGAUGGAGUAACACAGCAUCCGUCUGGAAGUGGAGGGAAACUUCAGGAGCAAUAAUA